AUGUCAGCUUCUGACAAAGAAGAACUUCAAGAGACGGCCUUGGGUGAGCUGCAGGCUCAGCAAAGCCUAUUACUUGACAAAAUCGACGAGUUGCGCACAAUCGGCGUUGGCGGGUUAGUCGAACUACCCCAGCUUAUUGUCUGCGGCGCCCAAUCGAGCGGGAAAAGCUCGGUUCUCGAAGCUAUAUCGCGUGUGCGCUUCCCGACCAAGAGCAAUGUCUGCACUCGCUUUGCGACAGAAGUCAGCUUGCGACGCCUGCCAACGCCGCGGUUCAAAGUCUCUAUUGAAUCUGGGCCGUCCGAAAAGACUGCAGAGGAGAAAGCCAAGCUGGGAUCGUUUUCUUCCCCAGAAUUUGACAAUAUCGACCAGCUGCCGGACUUGAUCGAAAGCGCCCAAAAGUGCAUGACUGGCCUCGACAGAUUUGGGUUCAGCGAAGAUAUCCUCAAGGUCGAGAUUUGUGGUCCAGAUCAACCGGAACUGACCCUCGUCGAUUUGCCAGGUCUCUAUUCUGCUUCAAGUGAGACCCAAAGUGUCGAGGGUAUCGGGAUCGUGGAGGGUAUAACCCAGAGGUAUAUGCAAAACACCCGUAGCAUUAUCCUGAUGGUGAUUUCUGCAAAUGAUGACUUUCAUAACCAAUCCGUGCGAAACAACGCCACAAGAUGUGAUCCCUCUCAUGAAAGAACGGUUGGCAUUGUCACUCAGCCCGAUAGGAUGUACCAAGACUCGGAGACGGAGGCGUCUUGGCUUGAGAUUAUCAGAGGCGAGAAAUCCCAGCUUAAGCUCGGUUGGUUCGCUUUGGUGAACCGCUCUUUCAAGACCAAAGAUGUCUCGGAUGACGAAAGAGAUCGCAUCGAGAAGGAGUUCUUCAACACCGGGAACUGGAGCUCUGUCCCCAGAGACCGAGUUGGGAUUAGUAGCCUGCGGCAGAGUCUGAGCAGAAUACUGCUGAAACACAUAAGAUCUAACCUUCCUGGACUGAUUUCCGAUAUCGAAGAGAAGAUCCGAAGCCGGAGAUCUCAACUAGAAAAACUUGGUCCAUCUCGCUCAACGAUUCACGAGCAAAGAGGAUUUCUCUUCAGGCUGAGCGAUCAAUUUGUCCGUCUUACUAGGGACGGCGUUAAUGGCCAAUAUGAUGAUCCAUUCUUCGGGGGAUUGAAUGCCUCCGAUGAUCGAUGGGAGACACGUCUGCGUGCCAUUGUUCGUGUGUAUAACGAAUAUUUUGCUGAGGCCAUGUAUGCUCGUGGGUUUGCUGAAAUUAUUGUCGACGACAGUGCCGAUGAAUCAUCCUAUCAAGCGCUUGGCAGAGACAAAAACCUCUACGCCCCAAGCCCCCCUGAGCUGGUCAUUUUUAAGCGAAGAUCUGAGCUAGAAACCGAGAUUACGCAAAUGGUACCCCAAUAUCUAGGACGCGAGCUCCCUGGAAAUGCAAACCAGCUUCUCGUGGGUGCACUGUUUCGAAAACAGUCGAAGCCAUGGGAAGCGAUCGCACACAAACACCUGAUCCAGGUCUGGUCAUCUGUAAGCUCGUUCGUUGGCGAACUGCUGCGAACUUUCACAGAUGAUCACACCUACGGUCUACUCCAAGCAAUUGUGAUCGGCCCCGAACUGGAGAAUAUGAAAACGCGCAUUUUGGCCAAGCUCGACGAGUUGACUGCGCACAACAAGAAUGGCUAUCCACUACCCCUGGGCAAUGCAUUCCUUGAUAACAUGCAGAAAGUCAAGAGCGAUCGCCAUUUUCUGAAUUUGCAAGAGACUCUUGGCUCUGGUCCGCAGAACAUCACUCCUGAAAGACUGCGGUAUGCAACGGACCGUCUCGUGGCAUCUAGCAGUCGGUUUUGCGCAUCAGAGAUCAUCGAUCAGAUGCAAGCGUAUUACGAUACUACUAUCACCACUUUCAUCAACAAUGUCGCCAUUCUUGCGAUAGAGAACUGCCUUCUUGAGCCACUGCCUCUAAUUCUUACCAGCAAGACGAUUCAUGAUAUGCCUGAUAGUCAAGUGAAGACACUCGCCGCCGAGCCCCCUUCGUGCCAGGAAGAACGCGCUCGUUUGGGCCGCGAAUUGGAAAAGCUCCAAGCGGGAUUACAGGUCCUUGGUCAGUUCAAUAUCGCAAAGGGGCCGAAGCCAUCUCUGAAUCCAGCCGAGUCUGUACAUGAGCGGCAGACCAGUCAAUAUCCAACGCCAACCCCAAGUCCUUUCGCCGGAGCGCAGCGGUUGAGUAGCCCAGGCAAUGUUGCUGCAAAUUUGACCCCGCCAACAAGCAAAUCAAAUAUAUUUGCGCCCCAACCGACCUCGUCGACUUCAAGUGGGCUUUUUUCAAACCCAAGCUUUGGGGAGAAUUCAUUCGGAACAACGCCCUCGCAAUCGUCAUUUGGAAGCUCAGAGAACCUAUUCCAACCUCAGAGGCCCACCAGCUUCAUGAACAUAUCUGAGCCCGAUUCCCCGGGACCUGGCCCGCCAAAGAGAGGGAAAACUGGCAGUGGACUCUUCGGAGGCUCAUCUUCUACCAGAGAACCAUAUUACUACUCGACUACAGACGAGAACACUGGUUUCGAGCAUAUUUAUAUGCAUAUAUGUGGUUCGCCAGCAUACAUUGACCUUUCUCCAGAGGAAGUACGGGUAGAUUAUUAUGUGGAAGACGAAGACGAAGAACUGUAA
Penicillium chermesinum is the source of this 2655-nucleotide messenger RNA. RefSeq lists its product as uncharacterized. Gene Ontology annotation, cellular component: membrane; cytoplasm; microtubule. Gene Ontology annotation, molecular function: GTP binding; microtubule binding; GTPase activity. The coding region runs from base 1 to 2655 and encodes 884 amino acids. The record is from RefSeq and is a predicted model, not a curated record. The transcript has 5 exons. NCBI's taxonomy places the organism in Eukaryota, Fungi, Ascomycota, Eurotiomycetes, Eurotiales, Aspergillaceae.